CACAUUGUACUAACAAUAGACUUCAAUCGGGACUGGAUAUGACUUGUCCAACAGUGUUUUCUCGCCAGGUAUGUAUCGGUAGAGAAGGAACCAGCGACUCGAGAGCGUUGCAAGAGCAGAUCGACAGCAUUGGUGAUUGAUCAACCACCCUAUAGACACAAUUUUGGCCAUGUUUAGGAGCUCUACUAUUACCAUCAGCAUAUCUGCUCCAGAUGUUUCUUGCAGGGUCACUGACAAACGCUUCAUAGGCUCAGUACUAACAAGCAGACGGAAGAAACUUCCAAGUGGAAUACGCCAUGAAGGCAGUCGAAAACGGAGGCACAUCCAUCGGAAUCAAAUGCAAAGACGGCGUGGUGUUGGCGGUCGAAAAGAUCAUAAAUUCCAAGUUGUUGGUUCCUGGCAGAAACAAGCGUAUACAGACCAUCGAUAGACACAUUGGGGUUGUGUACUCGGGUCUUUUGCCCGACGGACGCCAUUUCGUGAAUAGAGGACGUGACGAGGCCCAGUCCUUCAAGUCCAUAUACAAGACCCCGGUGUCUGUGCCCCACUUGAUGGACAGAUUGGGCAUCUACGUGCAAAACUACACUUGUUACAACUCUGUUAGACCAUUCGGGGUAGUCUCUAUUGUCGGGGGUGUCGACGACAACGGCCCCCACUUGUACAUGAUUGAGCCCAGUGGAACAUGCUGGGGAUACUCCGGUGCUGCCACUGGUAAGGGCCGUCAAACCGCCAAGUCUGAAUUAGAAAAGUUGAACUACGAAGAGUUGACGGUCAGAGAAGCCGUCAAGGUUGCGGCCAAGAUCAUCCACCAAGCCCACGAAGACAACAAAGAUAAGGACUACGAGUUGGAAAUCUCGUGGGUCUCUAAGGAAGAAACUGGUGGCUUGCAUCAGUUUGUUCCUGAGGAGUUGUUGGAAGAGGCCAGAAAGCUCGCUGAGGACGACGAGGGCGAGGAAGACGAAGAGAUGGAAUCAUAAGCCAUAGAUUUUAAUCAAUAAAAAAUACGAAACUCACCACGGAACAACGGUCCAAGAAAAAGCCAUGUAGUGUAGCUAGCCAAGAAGAGGCGCAUCUACAAUAACUGGAAAAUGGAGCUACUUUCGAUUGGCUAGCUGACAGUUCCGUUGAACGUCUUUUUGCGACUACAGAGUAUGCCUAGAAGCAGCUCAUGUAAUGCAACAAUACUCCACCUUUAGAGGUAGACCAUAUAUACGACAUACCUGAACACCGAUAGUUUGUACUGUGGUAAUAUCAAUAAGACACAUCUACUUGAUGUAAAUCCUAUACAGUAAUUCCUCCCAUAUCAAAAUCUUAUCUAUGUAUUGUAGUCGUAGCUAUUCAUUCACUAAUACGUACUUCCUGUUCUGUUUGAAACUAUUCAGUCUAAGCUUAGCAGCCCUAUCUAGUAGU
This is a messenger RNA of Suhomyces tanzawaensis NRRL Y-17324, 1410 nucleotides long. It is a transcript of the gene PRE10, whose product is annotated as proteasome core particle subunit alpha 7. The coding region runs from base 297 to 977 and encodes 226 amino acids. The record is from RefSeq and is a predicted model, not a curated record. The transcript has a single exon. Lineage: Eukaryota; Fungi; Ascomycota; Pichiomycetes; Serinales; Debaryomycetaceae. Gene Ontology annotation, cellular component: proteasome core complex, alpha-subunit complex; proteasome core complex; nucleus.